UUCCUCUUUCUUUUUUUCAAAGUCUAAGUUGCAUGCCUGUAUAUGUUGUCUUGUUGGACUACAUGAGUUUUAAUCAAUCGCACAAAGUGACCAAGCUCUCAUAACUUUCAUAUAUGAUACUCUGCAAUUGUUUCUGAUAUUUUGUAAAUACGUCAAAGGUCAAACUGAAGUUAGGUUUGAACCCAAGCUGUCUUGCUAACUUGUGCUGUUGCCUUUACCUCAGAUAUUGCUAGGCUGAGCUAGAAGCUCCAGCACAAGACAACCAGCACAGAUAUGGUAGAGGUGAAGAGCAAAGUCAUGUUUUUAAACUUCUUUCACCCUGAUACAAUAUAAUCAGGAGUCCAAUUAGUUUUGUCAUGUUAUAUCAAGGUUUUUUAAUUCAUGUUGUCUUAAUGCCCACCUUUUAGUUGGGUUAUAACUUUAAGUCAGAAACUCAAAAGAUAGGCACGUACUACAAAGUAGUAAAAUUGAUGUAAUGCUUCAGUUGAUUUUAUUGUACAUGUAGGUUAAACUAAAAGAGCAAGGUUUAUUAAACAUCAAUCAAGAAGCUCUUGCCAUGCAAAGCUCCUUGAUUAAUGUUUCGUUUUACCCUUAAAAUUUCUUGCUUCGAGGUAUCAGCCAUUCAGCCAUUUCCAGUUAAUCUCAUUACAUGUACUGUUCUCUGAAAGUAGUGUUGAAUAUAAAUGGUCAGCCACAGUAGUCCACUAGGGAUUGGAUUGAAUUCCAUUUAGUUCAUUACUAGUCUCAACCAAAGGGUUAUAAAUCUACUCAAGUUACCUAGUUGUCAUGGUGCUAGCAAUGGCACCCUGGCAACAAAAUGUUUACCUUGUUCAGUUCACCAGCUUUGAAUUCCAUAGAGCUCAACCACUGAAGGAGCUUGUUCAGCAAGUUUGAGAAAAUCAGAGUUUGAAAAAAGAUGACUUUAAUAAGAAUACGAUAUGUUUACAGGAAAAUAAGAUACGAGACUACCAUCAUGUCAGAGAGCUAUAUAUGUAGACUUUAAUUGGAUUAUCAAGCAACAAAUCAUUGUUAGAAACACAAUACGUCAAUCGCUCCCAAUUUCAGUCUCAGAAAAAUAUCGCCAUUGCUUGUCACUGAAAAAACAGAGUACUGCUUCCUGAAACUAUGCAGUUUCCACUUAAGGACAACCUCCAGCCAAUUUAGUAAAUGUUUUGUCAAGAUGGCUUGUGCUUGUUUUGGAAAUACUGGAUGGGACUGUUAGUUUGCUUGUAAUCAGUCACAAUCCAGCAGGGAAAUCAACUAAUACAAGAUGCUGCUUCUAGAAGGUUAAGUAUUUACUGUGUGGUCAAGGGGGAGGUCAUCUGUGUGAGAAGUCAGGAACUACAGUGAAGAUAUUUGCUACAGUGUGUAAUGAUGCUGGAUCAGGAGCAAGCAGGAUGAUAUGCUGGCUGGCUGACUUAGGAGUAUCUUCAUCGAUAUGGAAGUGUUUUAGACUUGGGAUUUGACAUGAUUGAUCAAAGAUGUUAUUCCUUCAACUAAAGAUAAUGAAGUUGUCAAAGUCUAAAAUGCACCUUACGAAGAGAAAAUACUAAUCCUCUUCUGAUGAAAAAUUGACAUCAGCUGUUGCAAUUCGGGAACUCUGUUGACUCAUGCAUAUUUUGUUUGGAUAGAUUUGGUUAGAUGGAAAGCUUACCUUCGGGGAAAGUACUAGCUUACCUUCAGUAAAGUGUUAACUUUAAGCUGACCAGGCAGGACUGAGGAUGCUGCUUCAUGAAAUGGGUCUGCCUGAAACGUGACCAGAAUAAGAUUUCAGUCUGGACGGGCUAUCACACAUGUAGCUUCAUAACUCUAGCACGAAGCACAGGGAUGAUACACUCAUCAGACUUCACAAACUGAGGAGUAGCUUGCCCAUUGAUGCAAUAUGGCUUUCUUCAAUAACAGCAACAUGUCAUCAGUGAUUCCAGUCACUAAUGAAUCUGGAGACUUUUUGAACCUGGACACCUGGUCAGUUGUCUUCCGAGCUAGCUACAUUUUCUUGGAUUUCUUGGCUACCUUGACAUUCAACACAUUAACCAUACUUGUGACUCGCAGUGUUGAUGAUUUUUCAGAGAGUACCAAACUUUUGAUGAUUACCCUGGCUCUGUCAGAUCUUGGAGUUUCUCCUGUGGCUCUCCUGUCAUUCAUCUGUGAGGUCAAAGGACAUUGGCCUUUCCCCAGUUGGCUGCAGUAUUUUCAUUAUUUUUGUCUCCACACAUUGACAUCAAUUUCAGCAGUCAUUCUACUUUGUUUAAAUGUAGAUCGCUUCAUACUAGUCACAAGACCUUUCCGUCAUGCAAGCCUCAUUACUAAAAGGAGAGUUGGUAUCAUGUUAUCCUUAACAUGUGUUGGGUUUGUCUUGUCAGGACUUGUACUUUGUUGUAUCAAUAAAGUUUCUUUUGAGCGUAGUACAGUGCUUUCCAGAUUGGAGCGCUAUGAUGCACCAACAGCUAUCUAUAUCAGCUUGGUUAGUUAUUUCAUACCACUAGUGGUGGUUAUUGUUUGCAAUGUGCGUCUCCUUAUGAUCAGUUUUAGCCAGUCACGAAGACUCAGGCUUAUUGGAGCAGCACCAGCCACAGGGCCAACCACUGAUCACAACCAACAACGAGUGUCUUGGAUGGUCGCAGUACGUGGUAAAGCAGUCUUUGUCUUCAGUACCAUCACGUUUGCAUUUGCAGUCAGCUGGCUGCUGUAUUUUAUAGAGCUUUUCCUCAUUCUUAUCCACUCAGUCAACUACCCUGUAUGGUUGCAGUUCACAUCAGCUUGGGUGGCCAUGUCUAACAGUUGGUGGAAUUUUGCCAUUUAUGGAUUAAUGAACCGAGCCUUUCGUGAUUCUGUGUAUAAGAUACUGGCCAAAAACAUGCAGAAGGUACAACAGUUUUUCAGACAUCAGCCAUAGAGAGUAAAUUAACCACAGAAUAUGACAGUGGCAAAUUAUCUUCCCUUUGAAUUGGGAUCCAAAAAUGUGAGAGUUGUACCUACCGGUACAUCAGGCUUCAACCCAAGCACUAGACCUGCAUACAAAUUCUAGUAGAAACUGCUACUGGCUAGUGAAAAUAUACAUUAACUUGCCCAGCUAGUAAAGGAAUACUGACCAGUUUGAAACUGUCAUUUGUCAUAUUAGUAAAGAUGAAUGAAACAAACAUUGUGAAAUUGAUUGUGCAUGUUAUUAUUGAUUGUAACGGUUUUGAAUCCUCCAUUUCUAAGUUUUAAAACUGAGAGCAAGACUCCACAGUAAAAGUUCAAAUAAUGAAAUGAAAAAAGCCGGUCUAAGUAAGUUUUGCCAAAAAGGUCCCGUAGGCCAGUAAAAGUUCCUGCAGGCAAGUGAAACAUAUGUUAACUUGCCUGAUGGGUAGUUAAAAAAGCCUAAGGCGAAGACCUGCAUACAUGUACUGUUUCAAUUCCUACUCCAUGUUAUGUUCAGUAAAGUGGAAGAGGUAAUCUGUGAUUAGAAGAAACAUGCAAAGAACAUUUUCAAAACUUCAGUCAAACAUCAGCUACAGAUUUUUCCUCUUGUUUGACGUUUAAGAGAUAAUUUGGUUUGUGCAAGUAGUAGACUGACAAAACAGGAUAGAAAAAGGCAUAGUUUCAAGUCUGAACGCCAAAGGCUGACGAUAAUUAUAAUGACCAAAUCAAAUUGUUUGAAGUUUCACAAUUCAGGAGGAACAGAUUUUUGGACAUAAAGAUAGUGUGUUUUGCCUACAUGUAUUUUCAGUAGAGCUAUAUUCAUACUAGUAUGUGCACAUUAAGUGGCACCUCUGUCUAACAAUUCUACCAGGAAUUUCAUGUGAAAUGUACUUGAAUCUAUGACUUCCUUUCACUGAAACAUGUUGGAAAACGAAGUUCAUGUUUUGUCACUUAAAUUAAAUUUCACUUGCAAAAAAAAAGUUUAGAUUUGAUUAAAAUGAUACUUGUGGUCACAUUUUUACUGUUAAUACUGCACAGCGGGAGAAAAUACCAGUCACACUUGCAGAUAAAAACAUUAUUGAUAAUUUUGUUUCAUGUUAAUAGCAGAGCAGUUUUUGUAAAUUCAGACUCCCUUUGGGUUUAGUAAGACCUCAUGUAGACCAACCACUCGGGAAUUGUUGGCCACAUAGCUGGCUCCAAUACUGAAAUAUUGCACUGAAAUUGUCAGCAUUUGGAGCAUAAUAAGAGCCAGUACCUUUGGUAUCUGUGGCAUUUCUGGGAUUCACAUUACUUGUAGACUAUUUGUAGUGUUUAUUUACAAAGUAUUGCCCUUUAUCUCAACAUUUAUUCUCAUCUGUAAACUCUUAGUGUAAUGAUUUGUGAUUUCAAGGCAGGUCAGUAAAUGACAGAUAUACAUGCAUGUAGAUUAAAAUAAAUUAUGUCCUACUCAAUUACACUUUAGUAUGUUUUAUCUGAUGUUCUAGAUAGAACCCCUCUUUAAAACAAGAUGUUUGAUGUAGCAGCGGGUACCACAAACUAUUUCAAGAUGUACUGUUUGCAUCAGGGAGAAUUUAAUGUUACACCUUGAGAUAUGGUAGUUUGCGGUACUGGCUGCUACAUCUGACUUGGACUGGCCAACUGACCCCAGCAAGCUCGGUGGUCGAGUAGUUAAGAUGUGUACACUAUAAGCAGGAGGUCAUAGGUUUGAUUCCCACCUAAGUAGGCUUGUGAAUUUUUUUCUCAAGCUCUUGGACAAGUACUGAGUAUACAAUAUUAAGGAAUAUAAGUCAGAUAAGGUGAAAUCCUUAAUUAAAAUUACUAUGUAAUUAUAAACAAAC
This is a messenger RNA of Acanthaster planci (crown-of-thorns starfish), 4742 nucleotides long. RefSeq names its product D(1A) dopamine receptor-like. NCBI's taxonomy places the organism in Eukaryota, Metazoa, Echinodermata, Asteroidea, Valvatida, Acanthasteridae. Gene Ontology annotation, cellular component: membrane. The record is from RefSeq and is a predicted model, not a curated record. Gene Ontology annotation, biological process: G protein-coupled receptor signaling pathway. Gene Ontology annotation, molecular function: G protein-coupled receptor activity.